Protopterus annectens (West African lungfish) is the source of this 1183-nucleotide messenger RNA. Its product is annotated as keratin-associated protein 5-4. The transcript has 5 exons. NCBI's taxonomy places the organism in Eukaryota, Metazoa, Chordata, Ceratodontiformes, Protopteridae. Bases 278 to 685 code for a protein of 135 amino acids. The record is from RefSeq and is a predicted model, not a curated record.
UUGAGAGACGCUGCAUGUAGCCAACUUAUCUCGCGAGAAUGUAGGAUUGACGGAUUGAAGGCUGUUGAGUGUGGGGUAAUAGCUGCCUGUAAUAUCUGGGCCCACUGAAAGAAACAAAUAGUGGUAGCAGUGAGGGUCUGGUUUCUUACCCCAGGUUCUUGAUCUCAAAAACUAUUCUGGAGGUGAAAUGCUUCUCAAAGAACCCUGUCGUUUGACUGUUUUCUUUUUAACCUUAAGAGUGUGCCAAAAGACAACUUAGAAGAGCAGAACUGUGGUUAUGGCUCCACUGACUUUUCCACCUGUCACUGUGGUGCCUUCCUCAUUGGUGUUGCCUGUUCCUGCAAUAAUAAUCAUUACUGUGGGUGCCUACUUGCUCCUUGUGCUGAUAGCUGUCAUGGUUCGUCAGUGCCUCAUGACGCAAGGAAUGUGUGUGGACUGCUGUUCCUGUAGUAAGGGUAAUCAGCUAGGACUCUCUGAUUGUUGUCUGUCUUGUGCAGAGACCUGUGACUGCCAAGUUCCAUCAAUGGACAGAUGUCUUGAUGACUGCUGUCCUCGGAGAAAACUGUGUGAUAUUGGGAACCUCUUGGCUUGCAACUGUUGUCCAACCUGUGAUUGUGCCUGUGCGUGCCAGCCACCAGACUGCGAAACCAUCAACUGCAUCUGCUUUGAAAUCCGAAUGAAGUAACAAACCUCAGUGGAGCUAUUUAGUAGCGGUGAUUAAUAAGUGCAAAAGAAAAGAAGAGUUGUACUUGGAGGCUCACUGCUGCAUAUUCCUGUUCAGUGUAUAUCAUUUUUUACAACUGAUGUCUUCAAAGUCUUAACUGUCAUGGCAGUGGUAUAACCUGUCAUGCUAAGCAGGAAGUGUUGCCCCUGGUGCCAACUAUCAUUCAAUUUUUUUUUUUUUUUUUUUUUUUUUACAAAAGGAGUGGUGUUAUUCUUAUCAGACACAAUAUUUCUGGAAUCUGGCAUUUAAUGCUUUGGUUGUGGUAACUGAAAAAUGGCCUGAAAAGUUUGCAGCAAGAUGCCAUAUUUAUCAUUUUCAGAAGAAAAUUAGUUUUUAAAUUAACUGUGCCUUAUUUUUAAAUUCUUUCUACAAAACAAAUUCCAUUUCUUAAAGAUUUUAUGUAUAUUAUAAAGAAAUACUAUUGUAUGUAAAUAGCUUAAAAUGUUAUUUUUAUACAGA